ACGUUGUUAGUAGCCGCCUGCCAUGUCAGCUUGCAGCACGUUCGCUUAACAACAUUAUAACACUAGUAAUUAUUAAUUAACAUGGCUGAUCACGCUGACAGUACUGAACCGGAAACGGUAGAAAUAACAAUCCGCCUAGCGCGCCCCGAGGACAUGAAGAUUGUCCAUGAAAUGAUACAAGAGUUGGCUGUAUAUGAAGGAGUUCCCGAUGGUCCCAAACUAACAGUGGAGGAUCUGGUGGAAGAUGGUUUCAACAGUGAACACCCCUGGUUCUUCGUGCUGUUGGCCGAGAAAGGCAACGUAGUGCUGGGGUCGGCGCUAUGCAACCGCGCGUAUUCGAGCUGGUCUCGCCGCGCCUUUUACAUCGAGGACCUCUUUGUGCGGCCCGCGGCGCGUCGCCAAGGCAUCGGUCUUAUGCUCAUGCGGGAGCUCAGUCGGCGGGCGGUGAUGGAGGGAGUAAACCGUAUAGACUGGCACGUGUUGAAGAGUAACACCACCGCGUUGGCAUUCUACAACCGACUGGGUGCGCGCGACCUGCGCGUCACCGAGGGUCGUACGGCGCUGCGCCUGGACCGCGACUGCAUCGAGGCUCUCGCUUCAGGAAGCUAAAAUACUUAUUAAUACUACGAUAAUUAUUAUUAUUUCACUGCGAGGCAAGUUCUUGGCAGUGUUCUUCCGAGGUGUAGGUAUAUACUCGUAUAUGUACUUAUAAGCGGAUAUGGAGGAAGGCAGAUUUUAUCGGCAUUGGCUACCAUAGUUUUAUAUUAAUCGUACCAAUUUGUGGGACCAAAGUAAGUCGACUUAUUUUCCCUUUUGUGUUAUUUUUAUUAGUUACAUAAUUCGGUUAUAUACAGCACAGGUUACAUUACAGUAUGCAGCAUAAAGGAUGACUCACGUUAGACCGGGCCGUGGCCUGGCCGGAGCUUCCGGAGCUUCGUUAUCUAUAGAAACCACCACGUGGUCACCGAUCAGCCGUCAUAGAAAAUGACAUGUCAGACGCCGCGGCCCGGGUACGGCCCUAUCUAGUGUGAGUCAUCCCUAAGUUGCCAAGCGGCGAAGUAUUCAAAAUUACAUUACUGUACCCAACUUUAUUUUUAUAAUAAUGAGGGUGUGUAGGUCAUUUUCAGCAACUCACCAAUACGUAAUAUGAUACCCACCGCUGGUGCACUAUCGACUGCGACGAAAACAAACAGAGAACGCACGCAAAUGAAAACAAACGUGGACGGUUCACUUAUUUCGUGAAUAGGUACACUUGGUGAUCCUUUUGGCGGAACUUUCUAGCCGUGAGUUUGUAUUUAUCUAUAAGUAUAGAAACCGGUGGGCUACACUGUGCAUCGGUUGAGGUCAUGGAACCUCGUGCAUGAGGUUCCUCGGACCUCAUGCACGAACCACAUAUAAAUUAUUCACGCUUGAAAAAAAAAUCUUUUCACCUAUAUUUUCAGAGUGCUUAGAAUUAAUUUGAAGAUGUGGACUCAUUGUAGAGCUUUAAGUUAUAAGUGCCAACUUACCUACUUUAUAUUUAAGUACCUAAGUAUUGCGCUCUGUGAUAAAUGUGAAGAAGAUGAAUAAAGAUUAAUCGACUAAAUAUAUGUGUUCACUCUAUCAUAGUUAUGGAAGGCUUUAUUUAUCAUUUUUAUAAAAUUAAAAAAGCCAAAAAUUUAUAAAUAAAAAAUAAAUGUGGUCAGUACUAUAGGUAUACAUAUGUAUGUAUAUAGCAGAUCAUGCAAUUGUACCUACAUAAUCAAAUAAAUAUUUUGAUAGCA
This is a messenger RNA of Cydia fagiglandana, 1763 nucleotides long. RefSeq names its product thialysine N-epsilon-acetyltransferase-like. The record is from RefSeq and is a predicted model, not a curated record. NCBI's taxonomy places the organism in Eukaryota, Metazoa, Arthropoda, Insecta, Lepidoptera, Tortricidae. The transcript has 4 exons. Gene Ontology annotation, molecular function: N-acetyltransferase activity. The coding region runs from base 82 to 609 and encodes 175 amino acids.